AUGCCUGAUAAUCCCAAAGCCAAUAAAAAGGCAGUCUGUUUGUCAUGCAUGCGGAAAUACACUUUACCUGUUGCUCUUGCAAAUCCGGACUGCUUUGUCUCUAACAAAGCAAAACUAUGCCGAAGCCAUCUUAGAGACUGUCAUAAUUUUAAAGCUGAGUAUAAGGAAGAUGAA
Racocetra persica is the source of this 174-nucleotide messenger RNA. Lineage: Eukaryota; Fungi; Glomeromycota; Glomeromycetes; Diversisporales; Gigasporaceae. The record is from the annotation of a GenBank genome assembly.